Mucor velutinosus is the source of this 2118-nucleotide messenger RNA. RefSeq lists its product as uncharacterized. Lineage: Eukaryota; Fungi; Mucoromycota; Mucoromycetes; Mucorales; Mucoraceae. The coding region runs from base 1 to 2118 and encodes 705 amino acids. The record is from RefSeq and is a predicted model, not a curated record. The transcript has a single exon.
AUGGAAUAUACGGACAAGCACUCACUCAAAUUGUUAUUGAAAAGCAAGAGAGAGGAUGAAGAACUUGUUUCAAAGGUGGAGUCUGUUCAAUUAGUCAAUCAGCACGAAAUUUGCAACAUUGUGGACAAGUGUACAGAAAAUGUGGAGCAUUUGCGUGAUCUUUUUGUCAAGCAUCUCAGCUCUGAAGAGAUCAAGGAAAAGAACACAUCAUCAUUUACUAUCACUUCAUUAGAUAAAACCAAUUGUACGAUCGUUACCAGACAAAAAACAAUUUCGUUGGGUGAUAUCGAUCUUUUGCAUCGCGUCUUCCCAAAUCUAAAUUCGAUCAACCUAUACAUGUUCAAUUUACGAUAUGAUGAAGAGGAAAGCAUCGCUGAAGCAAACGCGGAUAAUACUGUCUCGAGUAUUGAUAUGACUUUCAACACAUUUCCGGCCAAUAUGAGCAAGUUGGUCAUGUAUAUUUUGAAAAGUUACGGCAAGCACCUUACGACACUCAAAAUCAAAAAAGGCGGAAAUAUCAGCAGCAAGGACAAAAAGUGGGAGGAUCUCUCGCAGGGAAUAGUCAAUGAUGGCGAAUUGCUCCUCAAACACAAUUACCAGUUAUCAAAGCUCAAAUCUGUCGAAAUAUCGCACUUUUACCAAAGGUUCCCAACAGCAGCAUUUGUUGAAGUCCUCUCCAAGUCUAAUUGCGCAUUACAGCAUGCAGCGUUCAUUGGUGUGGCCCAGUCUGAUUCCAUUGUCAUGCAUUUGAAGAAGAUGGCCAAAGAGUCAUUCAAGGACUUGGCACUGGAUACUUAUGAUUUCCCCAAAUUGCAGGAUCUUAGCACAUUCCCUUUGGAAUCUCUUUUCCUUCGUUGGGCCGACAACACUGCAAUCGACAUCAAUGCAGCUCUCAGCGCAUUACCUCAAUUAAGGAAAUUGGAUUUGGGUUACGAUAUGGACUACAAUCAACUCAAAGAGAGCAAGACCCAAUUAAAGCAGAACACACCUUUGCAAAGUCUCACUUUACACCAUGUGAUUAUCGAUAAGGAUAUCUUGGACACGGUUGCUGUUGAUUUGCCUCCAUUAUCAAAACUGACACUCUCAAACUGUAAAUUUGGAUCAUCUCGCGUUAGUGUGCAAGAAAAAAUCACCUUGCUCAAUUAUCGAUUGAGAGAAUUAGUGUUAGACAACUGUGCACUGUAUUUCAACAAAAAAGACAGCAUUGAAAAAAGACACAUUAACAAGUUGAACAUCAACAUUGAUUCUGAUCGCAAGUACACUGCCGAAAUCGUUAGUAAAGUACGAGCAUCCAUGGCCAAGUAUGAACAUAUCUCAAAUGUGGAGAACCAGUUUUCCUAUAGUUGUUUCAGUGAAACGGCUGUGAGACCUACAAACACUUUGACACUUACGCUGAAAUCAAUUGAAUCUAUCAAACUCGAUACUAUGGGUCUCAAGGCUGUGAAAUUCCAAUCAGACGGUGUUUCUCAUUCUGAACCAGCAUUAGCUGGCGUGGACAAUGCUGACUAUGGCGAGCUGAUUGAGAACCUGAUAGAGGAGAGCAUUGCACAAGAAGAAGCUGUUGUUGAAAAACAAGUCGUUGAAGAGGUUGAUGAAGAAAUUGUCGAACAGCAAGUCAUUGAAGAGAUCGAUGCAGAUGCUGUUAUGGAAUCACUGGAGAAUGAAGAAUCUGCUGCUGUGAAGGAGAGCAAAGAAGAGGAGAACGAAAAUGACAGCGAGUAUCAGUUGUUAACAGAAAGCGAGAUCAAGCGAAUCAAGACAUUGCAAGAGAUGGACAAAGACUUUGCAGCAGCGACAGAGACGGACUCUUCCACUACAGAUGAAUCAGACAUAGAGGAGGAGGGGGAGGAGGAAGGUCUAGCGCGACGUAGAUCUAUGCGAGUAAGACAGAUCUCCGCGUCUAUCACCAUGAGAGAAUUGAGGAAACGUAAGCGUGUAAGAUACAAUUCUUCUGAUGAAACAAGCCAAGAAUCAGAUUCAGAAUCAGAGGAUGAUGAUAAGCCUGUCCGCAGUGCACGAAAGAGAAAGAGGGAGAGAGAGUUUAUCAAAUCCAUCAAAUCAACCCAGCCUGUCAUCAAGGUUUAUCCCUCAAAGCGCUUGCAAGGUUAUUAUAAAUAG